AAUCGACAGCCUUCUUUCUGAAAAUCGUCAGCUAAACGAAUUGCUUAGAGAUAAGGAAAAUGACGUGAAGUGUAUGCUAUCCGAAAUUUCCAGCGCUGCUGAGAAGAGUCGGCAACAGUCUUUUGCUGAAGCUAACAUGCUAAAGCAGAUAGAUGAUAUCAAUUUAGUUGUGGAAGACUUACAGAUAGCAGCUUCAGUCAGGGAAGAAGUGUAUACAUGUUUUCUGAGGGAUCUCAUUAGAAAAAAAGGCAGAGAAGCUGAUGAGUCAAGCAUGGAGUUUCAUAUUAUGAAUGGAAUUUAUGAUAUUAUUUUGAGGGAAGCUUACAUUAAUGCCGAAAGUACCAGCAAAUUUGAACUUGAAGAUUCAGAGUUAGAGUGUCUUAUAGUGCAAGAUCUUUAUGGAGUGAUUUUCAGUGAAGGCAUCAAGGAUGCUCAGGACAAGCUCAAAGAAUUCUNUAUGCAGGAAGUUUUUGAGGACAAAUUGUGGGAUCAGUAUCGUCAAUCACGUGACAUUCGAAUUGAGAAGUUGAAUGAGAUCUCUAGUUUGCGGAAUGAUAUAGAGAUUAUAUUGAAGUCAUUGUCAAGUACAGAAACAGGGCGUCUGACAUUACAUGCAUCUCAGGAUGUGGACCACUUUCACCGCAAGAUGUCAAGUGAGCAUGUGGCAUCUUCAAAAUCUAUUUGGGAGGAAAAAGGGAGGCUGGAGGAUUCAAAAAGUGAUAUACCCGAGAAGUUUGAAGCUGCCUCAUUGAAACACAUGUCACGGGAGGAAAUGGUGGACUAUUUUAAUAAUAUGAUGACAAAGAUGAAGAGAGAACACGAGUCCAUUCUGGAAAAGAAAACUGAUGACUACUUUGCUCUAAGACGCGAAUAUCUAAAUCUUAUAGGAAGGGGGUCUAUUGUGCCGCAUAAGACGGAUCAGGGGGAGUUUGAUUUUCUAAGAAAGAAGAUCCCAGAAGUUAUAUUGAAAUUGGACGAUAUCCUUGUAAAGAAUAAAAACUGUCCUGAAUUUACUCAGAAAGCUGAAAGUUUAGACAAUUUGAAGGACAGAAUCGACAGCCUUCUUUCUGAAAAUCGUCAGCUAAACGAAUUGCUUAGAGAUAAGGAAAAUGACGUGAAGUGUAUGCUAUCCGAAAUUUCCAGCGCUGCUGAGAAGAGUCGGCAACAGUCUUUUGCUGAAGCUAACAUGCUAAAGCAAAUAGAUGAUAUCAAUUUAGUUGUGGAAGACUUACAGAUAGCAGCUUCAGUCAGGGAAGAAGUGUAUACAUGUUUUCUGAGGGAUCUCAUUAGAAAGAAAGGCAGAGAAGCUGAUGAGUCAAGCAUGGAGUUUCAUAUUAUGAAUGGAAUUUAUGAUAUUAUUUUGAGGGAAGCUUACAUUAAUGCCGAAAGUACCAGCAAAUUUGAACUUGAAGAUUCAGAGUUAGAGUGUCUUAUAGUGCAAGAUCUUUAUGGAGUGAUUUUCAGUGAAGGCAUCAAGGAUGCUCAGGACAAGCUCAAAGAAUUGUACCAGGAUUAUUUGAAUGAAAAUGAAGGUCGGAUAUUUCUUGAGAUGAAAGCUAUUCAGAGGGAAUAUGAAUUAACAUUGGAGGUUGAAGAGAAGGAAAAACUAAAGCAAAUGAUUUAUCAGCUCGAAACGUCAGUGGAUGAAAAGGACAAAUUAGCAAGAGAUGCAUCAACUGCUCUAGCAAAGGAGAAGGAACAUUUUCAGUUGGUAACUCAAGAGCUCAAUGCUGUGAGAGAACAUGCAAGUAGGCAGCAAAGAUUAGUUUCUGAGAACAAUAUAGAAUUAGAUGCAGUAAAGAGUCAAUUGGCAGAAGCAUUGGAGCAAAUUGAAGCACUGAAGGAGGUGACCCACCAGUUAAAUCAAAAGCUUGUAGAGAAGGUGCUGGAGUUAAAAGAAGCUGAUGACAAAACAAAGAUGGUCCUUGCUGUUUCUGAGGAGAGGCAGAACAUUUUGGCCUUAAAUGAAACCAAAGAAAUUGAGCAAAGAAAGCAGAUGGAAACAGUAAUUUGUACGGUGCAUGGGCUGUCAAAAAUGCUUGCGGAUUUUGAAUGCAGGGUGAAUGGCAGUCUUGAAACUAAUCAUGCGAGGUUGGAGCAUUCAUCGUGUCAAUUGAAUUCUCUUGCUAAGAAGACCAAUUCACUUAGAAGAACAGUGCUAUUGUACCGACAGAGGCUUGAAAAAAGAUGUUCAGACCUUCAAAAGGCCGAGGCUGAGGUUGAUCUUUUGGGAGAUGAGGUAGAUACACUUCUGCGACUACUUGAAAAGAUAUACAUCGCACUUGAUCACUACUCACCAGUUUUGCAGCAUUAUCCUGGAAUUAUUGAAAUUCUUAAGCUGAUAAGAAAGGAGUUAAGGGGAGAUUCUGCUAAACCAGUGAAGUAAUCUCCUACAUAAGGUAAGAACUUCAAAACUGGGCAAUUUUGUUUUUUCUUGGUCCUGGCUGAUGAAUUUUGUCUGCCAUGUGGAGCCUGAAAAUCCUGUUAGUAACGAGGACAAGUAUUACUUGUUUAGGAACAUGAAAUAGAAGAAGUUGAAUAGACCUGUCUUAUAGAUGACUCCAUCUUUUCUUGUUAUGCAAAUUAGAUACAUAGGUAGGAAGGACCAAAUAACCAUAGCUGCUUCUGGGCAUUUUAGGUACUUUAGGGUCUUCAACACAUUUCCAGCUCUUCUUGUACAUAGAGAAAUAGAAUGUAAAAAUCACUUUGGAUAGUGCAAUUCAAAGAAAAUCUAUGUUUAUUAUAUUCCUUAUUGUGGUUUA
Molecule: messenger RNA, 2762 nt
Organism: Nicotiana tabacum (common tobacco)
Lineage: Eukaryota; Viridiplantae; Streptophyta; Magnoliopsida; Solanales; Solanaceae
Source: RefSeq, a predicted model, not a curated record